AUGGCGGUGGGAUAUGAGCCUCUUCCUCCAACAAUAGGCCGAAAUAUUUUUGGGCGGCAAGUAUGUCAGCUUCCUGGUCUCUUUUGUUAUGCUCAACACAUCGCCAGCAUCGAUGGGAAGCGUGGGCUGUUCACAGGCCUAACCCCCAGACUGUGCUCUGGGGUCCUGGGAACCGUGGUCCACGGUAAAGUGUUGCAGCAUUACCAGGACUGUGAGAAGCCUGAGGAAAUAAGUUCUGGAAAUGUCCAGAAAGAUGCCUCGUCUUCCUUUGAUCGAGUUAUUAAGGAGACGACUCGCGAGAUGAUGGCUCGGUCUGCUGCUACCCUCAUCACACAUCCCUUCCACGUGAUCACUCUGAGGUCAAUGGUACAGUUCAUCGGCAGAGAAUCCAAAUACUGUGGACUUGGCGACUCCAUAGUGACCAUCUAUCGAGAAGAGGGCAUCCUAGGGUUUUUUGCGGGUCUUAUUCCUCGCCUCCUGGGUGACAUCAUUUCUUUGUGGCUCUGUAACUCACUGGCCUACCUCGUCAAUACCUAUGCACUGGACAGUGGGGUUUCCACCAUGAGUGAAAUGAAGAGUUAUUCCCAGGCUGUCACAGGCUUUUUUGCCAGUAUGUUGACCUAUCCUUUCGUGCUUGUCUCUAACUUGAUGGCUGUCAACAACUGUGGGCUUGCUGGUGGAUGCCCUCCCUACUCCCCAAUAUUUACUUCUUGGAUAGAUUGUUGGUGCAUGCUGCAGAAAGAGGGAAAUAUGAGCCGAGGAAAUAGCUUGUUCUUCCGGAAGGUCCCCUUUGGGAAGACUUACUGUUGUGACCUGAGAAUGUUAAUUUGAAGAUGUGGGGCAGGGACAGUGACCUUUCUGUAGUCCCAGAUGCACAGAAUUAUGGGAGAGAAUGCUGAUUUCUACACAGGAUGGCGCGCUUUUUUAAUAAUCAUUUAAUCUUGGGAAAAUGGAGGUGUUUGGUGUCUGCCUUUUUUCUCUCCACCCCUCUCCAACACCACAGAAUUCACCACUGAAACCCCCCUCCCCAACUUUUUCUGAAGUGUGACCCUUCUUUGCUUCAGACCCUUUUUAACUUAAACAGAGAAGGAGAAAAAAGUUUUAUUUCCCUAAAGGUACGGGCAAGAUUGCCAUGUGACUUUAGUCUGCAUUUUAAACUUUUUCAUGAAGAAUAGAAUCCCAAGGAGUAGGAAGAGUUUGAUAAAAUUGUAGAAGCUACAGACGCGACUGUUCAAUUCCUUUCCGUGCCAACCCUGACCCCGGGAGGCCUCAGCUUCCGGGAGCCCCUCUGAAAUGAACUCCAUCUUGCAUCCUGCAGAAGACAUAUCCAGGGAAGAGAAGGGUAAUGACCUCUCCCCACCCCCACCCCCCGCCCCCGAAAAGUUCUUGUUUCCACAUGAAGUAUGAGAAGCCAACCCCACAGCUACCACUGCCCCUUCUCCAAGAAUUGUCUGUGCCCGUCCUUCCAUCACAUUAUCACACCCUUCUCUCUCUUCCAUUGAGCCAUUUAUCUCAUCCUCCCACGCCCUCAGUGCCCCGCCUCUGGCAAGGCCACACCCGUGUGGGAAGAAGAAACCCCUGGAGGAGGGAUGAUCUGACUCCACACAGGGUAAAGUGCUGUACAGUGAGCGCGUGGUUUCGCUGGUUUAGGAUCCCCCGGACAUUGCCAAACAUGUUUCCCCUUUUAUCCCCUGUCUGUCAGGCCCCCCACCCCCCACCCCCUACUGUGGGCAAGAGUGAGCAUGCAGGGUGCCCGUCCCCUGGGCCCAGGAGCCACCGGAUGCACACAGCGUAAAGGAAGUGUCCUCAAGGCCUCUCUACUAUGUCUCCAAAAAGUCAUGUAAAUUUUCUAUUCUGGUCACUAUUCUCUGCAUUUGUUUGAAUUUAAAAAUGUUUUGUAGUUCCUACCUCCCUCACCCCUCCCCCUGCCCCAAAACAAAAAAUGGUAAUCUUCAAGUAAAGAUGCUCUAGGAGAACGUUC
This is a messenger RNA of Echinops telfairi (small Madagascar hedgehog), 1981 nucleotides long. RefSeq names its product mitochondrial carrier 2 (gene MTCH2). The coding region runs from base 1 to 831 and encodes 276 amino acids. The transcript is spliced from 13 exons. The record is from RefSeq and is a predicted model, not a curated record. Gene Ontology annotation, cellular component: mitochondrion; membrane. Gene Ontology annotation, biological process: positive regulation of apoptotic process. NCBI's taxonomy places the organism in Eukaryota, Metazoa, Chordata, Mammalia, Afrosoricida, Tenrecidae.